This is a messenger RNA of Penicillium nucicola, 729 nucleotides long. RefSeq lists its product as uncharacterized. Lineage: Eukaryota; Fungi; Ascomycota; Eurotiomycetes; Eurotiales; Aspergillaceae. Bases 1 to 729 code for a protein of 242 amino acids. The transcript has 3 exons. The record is from RefSeq and is a predicted model, not a curated record.
AUGAGACUUCUGUGGCAGAUGUGCUCCCUGACACACUUCGUGUCUCUUGUGAGUGCUGAUUCCGAUUUUAUCGGUACAUGGUGUGAUAUAUGCCUACCCGUGACGAUUCCCGAUGCACCUGGGCUUAGCUUCGAUCUGACACCUCUAUAUGGGACGGCCGUGGUGCAUUAUUUUAAUGGAACUGUUGUAGAGGUUGCCAAGAUUCCGGGGAAUCCGGAAUAUCUCGAGCUUGUGGCACACCUAACUAUACCCAAGCCAUUACUGAAAUCAACUCUGAAUUAUAUGCUUAGUGGAAUAUCUCUUCCCAAACGUGUCGUCGCCGUGGAGAGACUGGUGGCGUUAGCUGAACCUAAAAACAGGCCGACCGAUAAAAGCAGACGGUGUCGAAAUCAUUAUGUUGCCGUUACAGAGCCGGGUUUCCAGACGUUUAGCUCGGCCACGUUUAACGCUGCGCUCCGAGUCAUAGGUUUACGCACAUGGGUACACGAUAGCAUUUAUUACCCCUCUCGCUUAGUGGAAGGGGAUGUUGUGUACGCAGCGAGCGGUUAUGGUUUACGUAUCAAAUACUUGAAUCGUUUCGAAUGCGUGGAUGAAUUUGCAAAUUCGCCAACUCCUACCGAUUUUGUGAUUUCCUACAACCACAAUCUUUUAUACAGUAGCAUCAUGGGCCUUGCUACCAGUGAAGCCUUCCCCUACAUUUCAAGUCUUAGGGUGCAACUCGUGGACUAA